Exophiala oligosperma is the source of this 1365-nucleotide messenger RNA. RefSeq lists its product as uncharacterized. The record is from RefSeq and is a predicted model, not a curated record. The transcript is spliced from 2 exons. The coding region runs from base 1 to 975 and encodes 324 amino acids. Gene Ontology annotation, biological process: iron ion transport; intracellular manganese ion homeostasis. NCBI's taxonomy places the organism in Eukaryota, Fungi, Ascomycota, Eurotiomycetes, Chaetothyriales, Herpotrichiellaceae. Gene Ontology annotation, molecular function: manganese ion transmembrane transporter activity; cadmium ion transmembrane transporter activity. Gene Ontology annotation, cellular component: membrane.
AUGGCUUACCAUUACUUUGUACAUCUUUGCCGAAUCCGUCAUCAUUGCUACGGAUAUCGCAGAGGUUGUUGGUUCAGCAAUUGCAUUGAAUCUCUUGUUCAUAUACCCCUCGUCGCUGGGUGUGCAAUCACUCCCAUCGAUGUCCUUGUUCUCUCACUCUUUUAUCGCCCUGAUGGCUCCAUGACCAAGUUGCGAUUGUUCGAAUACUUCGUUAUGGCACUGGUGCUCGGCGUCGUGAUCCGCUUUUGCAUUCAACUAUCUUAUAUUCAGGACGCCUCAGUCGGCGAAGUAUUCAAAGGUUUUCUUCCAUCCUCGGACAUCAUCAAAGACAACGGGAUUUACUUGUCUUGCGGUAUCAUUGGUGCAACCGUGAUGCCACAUUCGAUAUUCUUAGGGUCAGGGGUCGUUCAGCCAAGGUUGAAGCACUUUGAUGUCCAGAAUGGUCAUUUGGCCGUCGAUAAUUCUGAUGACGAAGAGGAAAAGUACCUACCAUUGAUCUGUGCCAUUCGAGCCUGCAUGAAAUAUUCCAUUGUGGAAUUGGGCAUCUCAUUGUUUACCUUCGCACUAUUCGUCAACUCAGCCAUCUUGAUUGUUUCCGGAGCCUCUCUCUACCCCAAAACAGAAGCAACCGAGGCAGAUAUUUUCGGUAUUCACGAUCUACUCUCCCAAAGUCUCUCCAAAGCAGCUGGCACGCUUUUCGCCCUCGCUCUACUCCUUUCGGGUUCUUCCGCCGGUAUAGUCUGCACAAUGGCGGGCCAGAUGGUUUCCGAGGGAAUCUUUAAAUGGACCGUGAAGCCAUGGAUGAGGAGAUUGAUCACCCGCUAUAUCAGCAUUGUCCCCAGCAUCAUCAUAGCUGGGGCAGUCGGCAAAAACGGCUUGAACAGGACACUUACGGCAACUCAGGUCGUCUCGAGCGUCAUCCCUCCUUUCGUGACGGCACCACUUGUGUAUUCACAUGCCGCAGCAGCAUCAUGACCGUUCGGGUUGAUUUUCAGGGGAGGCGAGGUGAAGGAGAAGCCGUCGACAUGCGUAAUGGUUGGUUUACAACGGCGCUGGCGGUAGCCAUCUGGCUUGUCCUGGUGGUGAUGAACGUGGCAUUGUUGGUGUUGGUUGGUCUAGGCAAAGUGUGAUCGGAUGAACUUUUCGAUCAGGAUGAUUGGGUCUUUUAGACUGGAUGGCGAGGCUGGUCGGUUACCCAACAUAUACGUAGAAGGCAGAAAAUAGUCACACCCGGGGGAGGCAAGACAGAUUAAGUAGUAGUUGCAGUUGGAGAUAUCUCGACCCUUUUCUUCGCACUUUCUUGAUUGGAUGCCAUUUGAGCUUAACUAAGAGCGAACUGGUUCAGGGGUUGGUUGAUGAGAAGAG